Messenger RNA from Mugil cephalus (flathead mullet), 2215 nucleotides. RefSeq names its product solute carrier family 2 member 9, like 1 (gene slc2a9l1). The record is from RefSeq and is a predicted model, not a curated record. Bases 6 to 1481 code for a protein of 491 amino acids. Gene Ontology annotation, cellular component: membrane. NCBI's taxonomy places the organism in Eukaryota, Metazoa, Chordata, Actinopteri, Mugiliformes, Mugilidae. Gene Ontology annotation, biological process: monosaccharide transmembrane transport. Gene Ontology annotation, molecular function: hexose transmembrane transporter activity. The transcript has 12 exons.
ACAGAAUGGUGACCUUGCUUCAACAGCUGACUCGCGGCAACGCUCUGGUCCUCAUUGUUAUUUUGGGAUUCGGAGGAAGUUUCCACACUGGCUACCAUCUCACUGGGCUGAGCUCUCCCUCACCGUACAUACAGCGUUUCAUCAACAGCAGCUGGUAUGACAGGUAUGCAGAGCCUCCCUCUCCGCAGACCGUCACCAUGAUCUGGUCUAUUAUUGUCUCCAUGUACGCUGUCGGGGCACUCUUUGGUGCAGUAAGUGUCAGGUUUAUCUCAGACAUGCUGGGAAGAAAAAAGGCAAUUAUCUGCAACAGUUUUGUUGCCAUUGUGGCUGCAGGGAUCAUGCUUACAAGUAAAGGGGCAAAAUCAUAUGAGAUGAUCAUAGUGGCAAGGAUUCUGUAUGGAUACUCGUCAGGUUUGGGAAUGAGCAUUCAUAUGAUCUAUCUCGGAGAGAUUUCACCCACAAAGAUUAGAGGCACAGUGACUCUGACCUCGGCAACUUUUUUGUCACUUGGCAAACUCUCUGCACAGUUUUUUGGAUUGAGUGAGAUCCUUGGUCGUGAGGAGUUGUGGAACAUUCUCCUCUGUGUCCCUGCAUGUUUAUCUGUAGUUCAGAUUAUUGUGUUGCCUUUUCUUCCUGAGGCUCCCCGCUAUUUAUUAAUAGAUAAAGGUGAUGAGAAGGCAUGCAAAAAAGCUCUUCAGAGUUUGUGGGGCCAAGGUGACUACAGCCAGGAAAUGGACGAGAUGUUGAUGGAGCAGAUGACCACUGAAGCAGCCCCACCAAGGAGCCUCCUGCAGCUUCUGAGGGACAGGACGGUGCGAUGGCAGAUCAUCACCAUGUCAACCAUCUACUUCUGCAACCAGUUGUCCGGCAUGUCUGCGAUCACUAUCUUCUCUUUUGACAUCUUCCUGGAGGCAGGCAUACCUAGAGACAAGAUCCGCUAUGUCACUCUUGGUAUUGGAGUAUCUGAAAUUAUUACCUCAGUCUCCUGUGGUCUUAUCAUUGAGCACACAGGAAGGAGGCCGUUGUUAUAUGGGGGCUACGGGGCCAUGUCCGCCUGUUUGGUGUUGGUCACUGUCACACUCAACCUGAAGGAUGUAAGCUACUGGGUCCCGUACAUUACUACAAGUUUGCUCAUGAUCUUCAUCAUCUUCUUCUGUGGAGGGCCUGCGGGAGCUACAGCCACGCUUACCAGCGAGAUGUUCAUCCAGUCUAAUCGAGUGACGGCGCUAGCCCUUGGGGGGAUGCAGCGCUGGUUCAUGAUCGCGGUACUGGGCCUCGUCUUUCCGUUCCUUAUUAGCAUCCUCAGCUCGUACUGCUUUGUGCUGUUUGCCUGUGUGUGCCUGCUGGGUUGUCUCUACACCUUCUUUCUUCUGCCUGAGACCAAAGCCAAGACCCUGCUGGAGAUCUCGGAGGAGUUUAAAGGCAUCACAGUCUGUGGGAAAUCCUUCGUAAAGGAAAAUAGUUUGGAGACCAGGUUAUGAGGCAGUGCACACGAUUACGGACUGUUGCAAAGAGGAAAAAAGUGUGAAAAAUUAACCCUAACCCUAACCCUAACCCUAAGACCUUGGCUGGUCAUACUGCCAGGCCAACAGACAAAGGCUUCAAAUGCAUGACACCAGGCUGGACCAGGUGAACUAUAAAAAUACUUUACCAGGGACAAUAGGUCAGUAAAUCCAUUGUUCCAGCAAACAAGUACAACAAGGAGUAGACUAGAGGCCAAAAGAGUAGAAACCUUGAGUACUGAACACAAGGAGAUACUGGGACCAAUUGGAAGAGAAGGAGAGUAUGACAUUGGUAUAAAGCUGCCGUUAAAACCCAUCAGGGCAGAACUAGCAGUCAGAUGUUAUAACUGGAGGGAAGGACCUGGAACAAUAUGAAUUGUUCAUAGAAAGACUAAACCUAAACCAUGUAAACACAGUAAAAUAAACAGGGCCUAGUUGGUUAUACCAGUUGUCAUACAUACAGCAUCUGCAUGUCUAUUUUUAAUCUUAUUUUAUUUUACUGAUUUAUGAAAUAAGCUGCUAGAGCUCACCACAGAUACAUUCACUUGGAAUAAACCCCUGAAGUUGUGUUGAAGCUCAGUAUUAAUCUAAUCCUCUCUCCAGCUGACACAUAGGUGGCCCAUAGCCGAUGCACCUGCAACCGCAAUGUAGUGGUCACCAGGAGGUCAGUGGUUUCCUACCGCCAUCUCUAAAGCAAUAAAUCAUCCACUGCA